GACAAAACCGCGAAAAUGAGCCGUAUUCUAUGGAGUCGUACAAUGUUGUGACUCUUAACUUUGGGUUGAUAAAAUCACCUGAUAAUGCGGUACCUCAGCGCCUCUGUAGUGUACUCCAUUGUCUCCUCAUUCGGUGACAUCUGUGUAGUAAGUCUUGUUACGUACGCUAUGGCUGGGUACCGGGGUGGGCUGCAACCACGUAAAUGAGUGAUUUCGUUGAGUGGUUAGUUAUUUUACCUUGCACACAAACCGCAACACAGGUAUCGAACAUCACCUCGAACGGCACGUUUUGUUUCUGCACCCAGGCCAACAAGACAGUGCUCACACAUGAAGGAAGGACAGAGAAAAAGGAAAAUUCAUUCACGCAUGAGUUUAGGGGUCCAUCUUCGCUGCACACUUUCUACAUAAGUGGGGGCAACGCAAUGUCUAUCUCUAGAGCUGAACUUAAGUGCUUGUAAUACGCUACCGAAGACCAUGCGAGGACACAUAGCUACGCAGCCCAAACUAACCCUGAAGUUGGUGUGAUGGUUCCUGAUGGAGGGAGGGCUUUGCCGACUAUGAUUCAGACUCAGAAUCUUGAAUGUCCAUCCCGAGUUGUCUAAAGUUCAGUGACUGCCAAACAGCCGUCGUACGUUUUUAUGCACGUUUUUAGUCUAGACCCCAGUAUCCGCACAGCGUAUAUUUAACCGAGGUUGUUCAGGCAACCGACUGCAUGGUGCCUGACUGUGUAAAAAUCGACAUCGGGCAUUACAGUUUACUCAGAGCGAAGGCCAAAAUGCCGUCCGACAACUUGGAAGAACAGGGCUUGGAGAAAAACCCAGAUCUUGGUCUUGCCCAGCUGAAGUUUCUGCUAACCCUAGACAGUCACAAAGAUGAUUCGAAAACUAAAGAAUCACUCAUGGAAGGAAUCAAACAAAAUAAUAUGGCUCCGUACUACGAAGAGAUCUGUAAGGAGCUGAACUGGAAGACAGACGUCGCACUUCUGAAGAAGAUGCAAGCAGCCAAUGCCGAAGAGCUCAAGAAACUUGACGCCAUACUGGAGGAUGCAGAGCAGAACCUUGGGGAGACUGAGGUCCGAGAUGCUCUCCUCAGAAAGGCGGAACACUUGUGUCGCAUAGGAGACAAGGAUGGCUGCCUUGCAGUUUUCAGGAAAGCAUUUGACAAGACGAUAGCCCUUGGUCACCGCUUGGACAUCAUCUUCCACCUGAUACGGGUCGGUCUGUUCUGGCUGGACAAUGACCUGAUCACAAGGAAUAUUGACAAGGCCAAGGACAUGAUUGACGAGGGCGGGGACUGGGACCGGCGGAAUCGUCUCAAGGUCUACCAGGGCAUCUACAAGAUGUCUAUCCGUGACUUCAAGAGUGCCGCCCAGUUCUUCCUAGACACGGUGUCCACGUUCACCUCCUACGAGCUGAUGGACUACACGGAAUUUGUCUCCUACACCGUGAUCGUCUCGAUGAUAUCACUGGACAGAACGGAACUCAGAAAGAAAGUUGUGAAGGGAGCAGAGAUUCUCGAAGUCUUGCACGGUCUGCCUGACAUGAGGAAUUUCCUGUUUUCGCUCUACAAUUGCCACUAUGCAGAGUUCUUCAAAUUACUAGCCAACGUGGAGACCAAGCUGAAGUUGGACCGCCUGAUGCGACCCCACUACCGUUACUACGUGCGAGAGAUGCGCAUCCUGGCCUAUACCCAGCUCCUGGAGUCCUAUCAGAGCCUGACCCUGCAGUACAUGGCCGAUGCCUUCGGUGUCAGCGUGGACUUCAUUGACCAGGAGCUGUCCCGUUUCAUUGCUGCCGGACGCCUGCACUGUAAAAUCGAUAAAGUCGGAGGCAUCGUUGAAACCAACCGGCCAGACAGCAAGAAUUACCAGUACCAGGCCACAAUCAAACAGGGUGAUAUCCUACUGAACAGAAUCCAGAAACUCAGCCGGGUGAUCAACAUCUAAGGGAACGAAAAGACCAAGGUGCCUCACCAGCUAGCAGAUUUCAUCCAGGUACCAUGCAGCGUUUUCCUUCUGAAAACAAACGAUGGAAAUUCCUCGCCAACGGGGCAUUGGACACUCAAGUCUGUGGGGAAAAAAAAGAGUGAACUUGUAUACUAUCUAGCACGACUGAGUUGACUAUUUGACUCAAGCACCCCAGUAAAAGCAACUUGGCAACUUCCCGAAUUCAAACAUGGCUUUAAAAAUGUAUCUGUUUUGGCUUUCUUUUCCUUGGUGCAGAUUUAGAAGCCAGGUCUCUCCUUCAAUUAAGUGUGCUUUUUUAUAUUGUUUCCUAGAGCUGCUAAGCUUGGCAUAUUCGUGUGCUUGGUGAAAAUCGGCAGUGAGCCAACCGAGAGCAGUACGCAGUGCAUGUCUUUUUUUGGUUUGUAUCCUGAUUGUGCUAAGCAAUGUUUUCGGAGUUAAGCAAAUAUGUGCACUCAGUAGCUCCAUGGAGUAAGCACCAAGAUGUUUCCUUCUUGAAGUCCCGUUACACAUGAUGAUUGUUUGUGGCUGUUCUGUAAGCUCCCAGUCUAAUUACAGCCCAGGUUUACUAGAUCAAAUGCCCUAAUAUGGGUGUAAUUGUGAUUUCACGGGUAUUUGCUGCCAUGCCCAGUUUAAUUGUUCCCCCUAACUGACGUGAGUUCACCGUCUUGGGGAGACUCAUUGAAACCCCUGUAAGGUUUUUUUUUUUACCUCAGCGGAUAGAUCCACCCUAUGUAAAGAUUUACUUGUGUUUAACCAAUUUUGGUACAUGCCAACCUGUGGUGGGAAUAAAAUGUGACCGUUUGGAAGAAGUUUUCCACCCAUGUUUUGAGGGUUCUUUCAGUGGGGGUGUUGUGUGAUCCGGUGGGUACAUUUCACUCGGUGUUUGCUUUUUAUCACCGGAUGUGGGUACAUGCACAUCGGUCAUCCUCACUUGUGGGGAUACAUCCUCGGCUGUGUUGGAUAUUAAGCACCCCUUUGAUAUAGUCUCAUGGAGAUUCUCAAGCUGAAGAUUUUAGCUGACAUCAGCUGUAGUGUUUUUCCGGAGUGUUUUGACUUGGUUUGGUUAAUACUAAACAACUGUUGUGGAUACCUUCUCAUUCCACACAGUUGAUCUUCCGGUAUCCCUUACAACUAGAGAUUAAUGAAAUCACAACCAAAACAUUGUGCCUCGUGGGUUCUCUGUUCAAUUUCAUGCUCACACAUCUAGCAAAUGGAUUUUUGGCUCUUGAACAGGAUGGAAUAUAAAUUGAUAGCUUCGUCUACACACGAUCUUGUGGCGCGCGUGCCUGGUAUUGCCAUGUGACAUCUGUGUUUGGUGUACGCGUAUUAUUGUUUAUUAAAACCGUCAGAAACCAGCCCCUUUUCCCAAUUCGCUGUGCGUAAUUUUACCUGUGUACAUUUCUGAAUUGCCAACCUGCUUCUUUAUGAAAUUAACUCAAGGUGUUACACAAUACAGUGAAUUCUCGCGUGA
Acanthaster planci (crown-of-thorns starfish) is the source of this 3437-nucleotide messenger RNA. It is a transcript of the gene psmd6, whose product is annotated as proteasome 26S subunit, non-ATPase 6. The record is from RefSeq and is a predicted model, not a curated record. Gene Ontology annotation, cellular component: proteasome regulatory particle. Lineage: Eukaryota; Metazoa; Echinodermata; Asteroidea; Valvatida; Acanthasteridae. Gene Ontology annotation, biological process: proteasome-mediated ubiquitin-dependent protein catabolic process.